AGAGAGAAUCAUCUGGGAGGAUCUGAAACAAGAACUCGAAGUCAACUGUUCAUUGACUAUAAAGCAACAAAAAUGACUGGAGCUGCUGUAUCUGUGUGCCUGCUUUUUCUCCUGUCUAUGUGUUCAGCGUGUUACAUCUCCAACUGUCCCAUCGGUGGGAAGAGGUCCAUCAUGGACGCACCAUUGCGCAAAUGCAUGUCGUGUGGUCCCGGAGACAGAGGCCGCUGCUUCGGCCCCAGUAUCUGCUGUGGGGAGGGCCUGGGCUGCCUGCUGGGCUCCCCAGAGACAGCUCACUGUGUGGAGGAGAACUACCUGCUCACCCCCUGCCAGGCAGGAGGGAGACCCUGUGGAUCUGAGGGAGGACGCUGUGCCGCUUCAGGACUCUGCUGUGAUGCAGAGAGUUGCACCACAGACCAAUCCUGCCUCAUCGAGGACGAAGGAGACGACCAAACCAGCCAGUUUGAAGGCAGUGACCCUGGUGACAUCAUCCUCAGGCUCCUGCAUUUGGUCGGUCACUCUUCUCCUCAUCGAAUCCACCAAUGAGCUGCUUCUGACUCCAAGGUCUCACGGGAAAUUGCCCAGCUGUAGAGAUGAAAUGGGACUUGUAGUUCUAGUUCAUAUCGUCGUAUUUCUAUGUUCGUCAUCAUCACUCUGAUUUUGCUCUUUCGCCUGGAGUGCUUCUGUAGAGUGCCUUUGUCAAUAUAUUUUUAUGUAUGAAAAUAGGGAUGAAUACUGAUAGUGGUCAUCCAGAUACCUGCAUGUUGAAAUAAAGUUUUGAGAGAGUAUAAAA
Lates calcarifer (barramundi perch) is the source of this 790-nucleotide messenger RNA. RefSeq names its product oxytocin (gene oxt). Gene Ontology annotation, molecular function: neurohypophyseal hormone activity. The coding region runs from base 73 to 543 and encodes 156 amino acids. NCBI's taxonomy places the organism in Eukaryota, Metazoa, Chordata, Actinopteri, Centropomidae. The record is from RefSeq and is a predicted model, not a curated record. The transcript is spliced from 4 exons. Gene Ontology annotation, cellular component: secretory granule; extracellular region.